This is a messenger RNA of Drosophila montana, 6794 nucleotides long. RefSeq names its product telomere ends associated (gene tea). The coding region runs from base 123 to 6779 and encodes 2218 amino acids. The record is from RefSeq and is a predicted model, not a curated record. NCBI's taxonomy places the organism in Eukaryota, Metazoa, Arthropoda, Insecta, Diptera, Drosophilidae. The transcript is spliced from 14 exons.
AACUCUGGCCACACUUAAGUAGCACAGCAGCUUGUCUGCGAAACAAGCGCGAUUUUGUAUAUGCGUCUUUUCCAUUACAAACUUUCAUGCAAUAAAUGGAUAUUUUGAAAUAAUUGAAAGUAAUGACGAGUAUACGCAAAAAGAAAAAGCCAAAAUGUGACCCAAAGGCGUCUGAGCAAAUGCGCAACUGGUUAACUAAGCAUAAACACACAAACAGUACUCCCCCAGUUACGUUCAGUAUGUUUAGCAAAGUAGUGGAAAACCUUCCGGAUAUCGCAUUUCAGAUACAGUGCACCGAGUUUGCCGGCUCGAACAAAACAUUGGAUGAGUGCGCCCUCUGGUAUUACAAUGCCUUCUACAGCAAUCCCACAAUCCGCACGAAAUACGAAUUCAGACUGAGAUCCUGCCCGUUGCGGGUGAGGGAGAAGUUGCUGCAAGUGACCUCGGUUGGCUCUGCUGAGGCGACCACGAAUCCGACUCGUGGGCUCCAAAAUGAAUGGGUUCCCACUGAAGAUGGGGUUGAGGUCAGAGUCAACAGAUGCGGACGUUUCCUGUUUCCAGUCUCGUUAGCCACGUUUGAGCGUUAUAUUGAUAAGAAAAAAGUGCUUGAUGGCAUUGUACGAAAGGAGGCCAAGGAUAAGGCGCAGCGUGCGGCGAUGUUAGCCAAUGAGGCUAUGUGCCGGAAGCUUUUGCGCAAAUACUAUAACGCAUUUUACAUCUUUCCAAGCAGACGUCGCCUCGAAAGAUGCAAUUUCGCAGGGGCGCCAGUUGCACUGCGGGAGCAGUUGCUUAAAAUAGGCGUUCCUUUGGAUGAGUUGGCAGUGAAAACGCUGGAGAAAAAGUCACAGCAACAGCAGACCACUGAAGCACCGCCCCAAGCCGAUAAUCAACCAAGCAGUUCCUGUUCAUGUAGCACGUCGUCGAUUGUGAGCUUUGGGGUUUUUGAAAAAUAUAUCAAGAAUAUCUAUGAUAUCGUGUGGCGUCUGAAGCUUGAUGAGCCCGACUAUGCUUACAAAGGCUUCGAGGAAUGUGCUUAUGAGUAUUACUUGGAUUUCUACCUAUCACCCGAAAUCCGCGAUAAAUACCCAUACGUAUUAGCACCGUGUACGAGCUCAAUGAAAGACCGCCUACUCGCAUUGCCAAGCCCAGAAGAUGCUAAGGUGUUGCUGCAAAUGAAAUCAAAUGCAAGUCAGAGCCAAGGCUUAACAGAGUCCCCUCCAGUUAAGCCCCAAGUGGAAAACGUUGAUGCAAACCAGCCCACUAUACAAGAUGAGGACAUUGCAGUGGAAUCCGAUGAAAAUCAGCCCGUUAUUCAGUUGCAGCCUGAGAAGACGCAAACAAUAAGGGAUGAGCAGCCACAGUUCAAGCCACCCGUUACAUUCCAGCUGUUCAAGCGCUACAUAAGGAAUAUCGACAGAAUUGUGCAACAGAUGUUGUGUUGCGAUAGGUACACGGGCAAAACUGAAGAUGAGUGCGCCCUGGAAUACUACAACACGUUCUAUACAAAUCCAAAAAUACGUGAGCAGUUUCCGUUCCAGCUCAAACCAUGUCCGGCCAGGAUACGUGAUAAAUUGCUGACUCUGCCAGAUGAAGUUGCCAAUUCGGCGGACAAAGUCACGGACAAUAGUCACAGCAACGAGGACAAUUUACCUGUUAAUUCUGACCGAAAACUGGUUACACUUUCGGGCAUAACGUAUGAGUUUAUGGUUUCUUUUGAAACAUUCGUGCGAUAUAUUAAUUACGCGGAACUUAAGAUGCAGCUUGACAAGACAUACGAGGAUAAAAAAGGAAAAAGUGGCGACAAGCCAAAUGAUGAGCAAAUAAUGAACCGCUUCUACUAUUUGUUUUAUACAGACGAAAGAGUCCGAAAAGCAUUUAAAUUCAAUUUUAAUGCAGCUCCAGCUAGUCUAAGAGAAACAUUAUUGAAGAUGGCAACACCAGUUGGCAGCAAGGAGCAACAGUCGCCAAGCAAAGUGCCAAAUGACGAAGCCACGCCGACUACCGAGGAGGGGGGGAAAGGAGGCGAGCAGGAAGUGCCUACCACACAGCCAAAGGACAGCGACUGUGAAAUCACCGAAAUCGUCAGUUUCGAUUACAAAUUUGAUGUGGUAGAGGAUCUGGGAAAAGCCGGCCGGUUUAAGUUUCCCGUCUCCUUUCAAACAUUUAUGCGUUGCAUUAACUACAAAGAGCUCAUUAGGCCUUUACUCGUACGUGUCAUACAAGACGAGUCGCAGAUGGCGGCUAUAGUAGAAAGUCCGAUGCAUCCUCAGUACCAAAAGAUAUUGAGGAGAUAUUAUCACUCGUUUUAUGUUCGCCCGAACAUUCGCAAUUUAUAUGAUUAUCGAUUUGGGAAUGUAAGUCCGGAACUCUUGCAGAAAUUGUUAGCUUAUGCUGAGCCCUUGGAUGACAAUGCCAAUAGAGAGAUGGCCGAAGCCGCAAACGAACUUGCGUUAGCUAAUAAAAUAAAAGCCCAGGAGGAGGAUGAUGAACUAGUUAAAACGUUUCCCGUAACAUUCAAAUUAUUCAAGCGUUGCAUCAAAAAUCUCGACGAGAUUGUGCAACAAAUGUUGUGCUGCGAGGAUUAUAAGGACAAAUCUAAAGAUGAGUGCGCAUUUGAAUAUUUUAAAGCUUUUUAUACGGAUCCGCAAAUACGUAAAAAGUUUGAAUAUACAAUAAAACCGUGUCCGGCUAAACUGCGUGACAAACUGCUCAUGUUGCCAGCUACUGGCUCUCCUGAGCUUGAUUUAGUAGAACCCGAGCCAUGUGAAAUAGAUCCGAAACCGUCUCAUUUCGAAGAACCCAGUGCAAAGGAGUCUGAGCCAGGGCAGGAGGAGUCUCUGGUCGAAGUGGCUGAACCAAUGCCGGAUAUAGUCGACGUGAACUGCAACUCGGGUCAAAGCAACAAUAACAACAUUUUAGUGCAAAGCGAAAGGGUUUUGAUAACCUUACAAGACAUCACCUAUGAAUUUCCUGUUUCAGUGCAAACAUUUAAGCGCUACAUCAACUAUGACACGGUCAGGAUUGAGCUAGCAAAUGCCUUCACGAAAAGCAAGCAGAAAGUUGAUAAAAUAUUGAGUGAUGAUCGCUAUGAUCUGGUAUUACUGCGGCGUUUUUAUCACUCAUUCUACGUGGAUGCACGUGCCCGUAAAUUAUGUAACUACAAUUUCGAUGCCGCGCCAGCCGAGAUGCAAAAUAUAUUGCUGCAGUUUGCUGUGCCCUGUCCCAAAACCCUCUCAAUACCCUCACCUUUGCCAUCGCCUUCGACGCCAGUGAGUGCUGCCAUUAGUGAAGAAAAGGACUCAAGAGAAGAAAACACUGUAAACACCGUCGCAGACCGACUUGACGACCAAGUAAUGCAACAGGAGGCUCUGCCACAGCGGCAACACAAGGCUGCAAUUAGAUAUCCCAUCUCAUAUAAUAUUUUCUCGAACAUAUUAAAUUUGGAUGAGGUUGUGCAGCAAAUGCAACAGGAGGCUCAGUAUGCAAACGUUACCGCCAAUGAGUGUAAGCUCGCAUACUUCGACGCUUUCUAUCGCACUCCGGAAAUACGUCAAAAAUAUAAGUGCACUUUAAAGGCCUGUCCGGCACUUCUAAGGGAAAAAUUGCUUCAACUACCAGAGGAGGAUCCAAUGCCCGAACAUAGGUCAACCUUCGAGAAUAGUGAGGGUAUCCAAAGUGUGGCUGCUCUGUAUGCUGCCCGAAAAGCAGAGCUUGAACGCAUGGAUAAGUCAAACGUUGUUCAGUACACGCCCCACAAUCUGGCGACCUAUAUAGCGCUUCGAACGCAGUGCCCGAAAAAGCGUGCCCUGUUGGAGAAACAUUUCAUUGGCAGGAAAAGGUUGAAGCAAAAAAACACAGAGGAAACCGCAGCGCCAACCACUGACAGCACAGGAGCAGCAACCGUUGAGCCCGCUCACGGGGUUAGAGCAUCAGGCGUAUCAACAGCUAUGGAGCAAAGCACUGAGGCGGUAGCAAAAACUCAAUGCUCGGCUGCAGUUGCAGCACAAAGCGGCAUCUCUGCAAGCAAGUGUGCGAUGAAAGAUGUGGAAUCAGUCUCAAAGAGAAAUUCGAGCGCAGCAAUAACAACAUCUGCGACAACAGUUACAACAACAACAACUAUAAUUGCAAAAACAAUAGAAACAGUAACAACACAAAAAGUAGACAACCCGGAAAUGGGUGCCGUGACAAACACUGUGGCAACAACGGCAGCGGAAAGCUUAGCUACCAACACACCAGCAGCAACAACUGCAAACACGGUGACAGCAACGACCCCCUCGAUGUAUGAACCCACAACUGUCAGGAUCGCCAGCAAUACAGCUCCUAGUAAACCAACAUGUAUGGAAACAUCGGCUGAGAGUAGUUCCAGUUCAUCGAAUAUGGCAGAAACGGUAGCUGCACUGAAAAAAGCAACAGCAUCAAUGGCAAUUCCAGCGGAAAGAGCUACAGCAACUGGUCUAGGCAAUACGCAAAUUACUUUGCCAGCUACAAUAGCUCCAACAGAGAUCCCUGCCUCUGCGGCAAAGGCAGCCGAAGAAUUUUUUGCAGAGAGCAGCAAGGAGCACAACAUUAAGUACUUGCUAUGCACUAGCCACGGCGUAAAGAAAACCAUUUGGCGCAUACUCUCGCAGCUAAGCUAUCCGGAGUUCAAGACAUAUACGAGCAUAUAUAAGGGUGCGUCGUUAUACAAGGAUGAAAGUAUUUUGUGUCGAUGCUAUUACCAUGUGCUGGGCAAGGGAAACUGGCCGGGUAAUUUGCAUCUGAAACUGCAAUUGUUGCCCCAACUGUUGCACAGUAAAGGCGUUGAACUGGAUGCCUUUGAUUUGGGUCAACUGUCACCCAAGAUGCUGCACUAUAUGGAACUACUCCGGUUCAGCAAUUUGGACGAAAUCGUUGAACGGAACUUCCACGCACGCACCGGCCACGAUAUCGAAGAUAUGCAGGAGCUGUUCAUUGAGAUUAGAAAGUUUUACAAGCUGUGCUGGUCACACGAUCAGUGGUUAUAUCAAGUGCCACAGGUAAGAGAGGAGUUAGCGCAGUCAAUUGCUAGGAUGGACAGUGUACCAGUAUGCGAACCAAUGGAGGACUCCGCAUCCCAAUUACCACUUUGCAUGAUUGAGGAAGAUGCUCCCGCUACUGUCGCCGAGCGCCCAGAGGAACAGGAAGAAGCGAACAGGAAUAGCUUAUCAAAGGAACAGGAAGAAGAGAACAGGAAUAGCUUAUCAGCUGAUACGGUUGCGACUACUGCUGCGGAUACAGCUUUGCCAGACUUAAAUGAAAAUGAAUUAGCGCUGCAGGAAUCAGUUUGUCCAUCCACACAACUUGAGUUGUCUCUCCGCCCACCCUGCUUUGUGGACAUGGAGAAUGUUUUCCCCGCCUCGCAAGUGGCAGAGAGCCAAAAUGAUCCACUCAAUCAAAGCAUAUGCCCUGCAGCCGAAGCAAUUCGCGUCAAGGAGGAACCUAUCAAAUUUCUCAACAUGAUGCGCUUCUCGCUCAACAGCGAUAGCAACCCCAAUUCGGAAUUCAAAUGCGAAAUUAUAACAUCUGAGGAACAAAUCAUUAAUCUGGACGAUGAUAUCGUGGAAGAACGGGAGGCAGCAGAUCUGGCUUGCUUUGAGAUAAACAAUUCAAAUGCGCCAUCAUUAUCCUCCGAUUCAAACGUACCUUCAACGUCAGGGGACUCUUUUCAAAAGUUGCUAGCAGAAGUACAACGAUUAGAUGAUGAUUCGCAGGCGCCCACUGUAAGUAUGUGGGUCCCUGCCACCACGGAACCGGUGAUGCCAGCGCCUGGUGCGGAAACAGAAAAUGCAAUUACAACAAAUGUAAUCGAGGCAAAACAACCAGAGCCCGAUCCAGUAUUAACAACAGCAAUGCCUCUCAGGCCUGCUCCAGACAAGAAACAGAUGCCAACAACGACAGCGGUGUCUAGAAAAAGGCCACGUCUGAUGGUUGACAAUGUGCCACAGCUGAGACAUGAGUUCCGGCCCCUACCAAUAGCAGCUAUGGUUCGCAUCGAGUCGCCAGACCUCUUGAAUAAGGAAGGAUCACCACAGCAAGAAGGGCCCACGAGUUCCCGUCAGGCGCAACAGUUAGAGAACCAACCAAACAACGAGUUGGAAGAAGCGAGGACUGUUUCGCAGGAGCUCGCCACCGACAACACACUGAUGGCAUCCUCGCAGAUUCAACACCUGCUGGAUGCACCGUUCGUUAGUAAGCGCAAGGUAAAUGUAGACGAGGUUAGUGAUAGCAAUAAGAAUGAUAGGGCUACGAGGGCGCCAGCAGAGAAACACAAGCGCAUCGUGUUCCGGACCCUGGAGCGUUACCUUUACUUCAGCUCUCUGACAACUGCUCAGAUAAGCAAGUACCACAUCAAUAGCAUGGCCGUGGGCAGCCCGUAUCAGCAGGCCCUGGUCUGCGUUAACGGACAGCUCUGUAACGUCUACGGGCCGCUGCUGGAGACCUUGUUCUCGCAUUGCACGCCCAGUUUGUUGGCCGAUUUUAAGUACUUGUUACGUGAUAUUGGCGAAUUCACAUACAACUCUCGAAGACAAUUGCAAACGGAUUCCACUGAGGAUUUACGUACUCGAGUCCUCUGCACAUUUAUGCGAGUAGCGACACCUUUUGCACAGUUCCGCAUAGAGUUCGAGAACGAGACGCGUGAAUGGGCCAUCUGUAGAGUAGUUGAUAAGCAGGAAAUCGAGUCAACUAAAAGAAAGCCCAAAGGUGAUGUUCGCUCCGCGAUACGGCCCGCUAUACUGGAGCGUAUGAAGCAAGUCAAAUAGACGAUAGUAUUUGUG